AUGAAAUGCAGUAAAGUCCCAUGCACUUGGAUGAUCCAUGCAGUUGCUAUUGAUUCUACUUGCGAUGUUUUUAGGAUAAAAAAGUAUGUUGGGAGGAACACUUGUGGAGCUGGUGUGAAGUUGAGAAGUCCUAAAGUAUCGAAGAAGCUGGUACACAACCUUAUUCAUGAUCGUGUGAUGCACAACCCACUUAUCAAGCCUCGCGAAAUUGAAGAUUAUAUAAAAGUUGGUGCUGGUGUUAAUAUCAAAUAUCACCAUGCAUAUCAUGGUUUGGAACAGUCACACCACGAAAUUUUUGGGAAUGAUGUAAAGUCUUACUCUGAUCUGGUUUGGUGGGUGAAUUCAUUGAAAGAAACAAAUCCUGGCUCUUAUGAGGAUUUUCAGUUUAACGAUGCAACUCAGACAUUUGAAAGGUUAUUCAUCGCAAUAGGCGCUUGUAUUGAAGGUUAUAGACUUUUUCGACCAAUGAUUUUUGUUGAUGCAACUUUUCUGACCGGGAGAUUUAGAGGUACCCUUAUGGCUGCUACUUGUCUGAAUGGGAAUCAAGGUUUUUAUCCGCUAGCCUUUGGAUUGGUCCCAGGACAGGAUGUUGACAAUUGGGAUUGGUUUAUGUGCAAUCUUAGCAACAUUGUUGAUGACCCUCCUAUCACCUUUAUGUCUGAUCGUCAUGAAGGAUUGUUGAGGGCUAUUCCUAAACACUUUCCUACUUCCCAUCAUGGCUAUUGUUACUACCACUUGCAAGGAAACUUACCAAUCAGGAAAUCGGACGAGAAGUACAAAGAAGUUAUGGCUUGUUUCAAAAAAGCAACUUAUGCUCUCACACCAGCAAGAUAUGAAGAAGCACUAAUGGAAAUGGAGUUAAUGGGAAGGCCUGGGGUUGCUGAGUAUUGCCGCAAUAUGCCUAGGGAACAUUGGUCCACCGCAUUCUUCACUGGCUGUAGAUUUGGUCAUACUACAUCAAGCGUUGCUGAGUCCUUCAAUAAUUGGAUUCGGAAAGACAAGAGGUUGCCUGCCUGCGCCCUCGUGUUCUUUUUGUUCCAUUCAUAG
Papaver somniferum (opium poppy) is the source of this 1047-nucleotide messenger RNA. Its product is annotated as protein FAR1-RELATED SEQUENCE 6-like. Bases 1 to 1047 code for a protein of 348 amino acids. The record is from RefSeq and is a predicted model, not a curated record. NCBI's taxonomy places the organism in Eukaryota, Viridiplantae, Streptophyta, Magnoliopsida, Ranunculales, Papaveraceae. The transcript is spliced from 3 exons.